Molecule: messenger RNA, 3407 nt
Organism: Vitis riparia (riverbank grape)
Lineage: Eukaryota; Viridiplantae; Streptophyta; Magnoliopsida; Vitales; Vitaceae
Product: phosphoinositide phosphatase SAC2-like
Exons: 17
Coding region: 419-2965 (848 amino acids)
Biological process (GO): phosphatidylinositol dephosphorylation
Cellular component (GO): intracellular membrane-bounded organelle
Molecular function (GO): phosphatidylinositol-3,5-bisphosphate 5-phosphatase activity
Source: RefSeq, a predicted model, not a curated record
GAUUUUUGCCCUUUUGGGGUUUUUUGUGUGGAUGCAGUCGCCGGAGCUGUGCCUUUCUGGCUUCUCAUGAUCCAAAGCCCUGCUCCUCCUCCUGCUCCUCCUCCUCCUCCUCUUCCUCUUUUUAUUUUCUCUCUGUAGCCUCAUCAAAACGCGUCGUUUCGACCUUCUCCUUCCUCAGCCUCCAACCGCCAUAUCCGCCGGUUCGAUCUCCGCCACAAUUUUCCGUAUAGUCGCUUUCUUCCAUUAUUAAGCUUCUGAGCUUCCAUGCAGUGAAGGAGCUUCGGAAGAUUUGCUGUAUUUGGAGGGUCAACACGUAAUCUAGGUUUGGUAGGUGACAAGGCCUGCGAUCUCUUCUUGUUGUAUGUUCAUCUGAGUAUUCCCGGGCCCGAGGCUCGGGAUCCGAACUGUGGCAUCAGCAAUGGAGCAGCGCACUUGGAUCGAACCCGAACCCGGCCCCAACAGUGGCUAUUUGCAGAAAUUCAGGCUUUACGAGACUCGCGCGAACUUCUAUAUAAUAGGAAGAGACAAGAACAGAACCUGUUGGAGAUUGUUAAAGAUUGACAGACUAGAGCCCUCUGAUUUGAACAUACUUGAAGAUUCCACAAUAUACUCUGAAAUUGAAAGCUGUGACCUGUUAAAGCGAAUACAUGAAGGAAACAAGUCAACGGGUGGACUCAAAUUUGUGACUACUUGUUAUGGAAUCGUUGGGUUCAUCAAAUUUUUGGGACCUUACUACAUGCUGCUUAUAACAAAAAGAAGGAAGAUCGGUGCAAUAUGUGGUCAUACCAUUUAUGCUAUUACAAAGAGCGAGAUGAUUCCAAUUCCGAAUUCUACUGUGCGGUCCAAUAUGGCUUAUUCUAAAAAUGAGAACAGAUACAAGAAGCUCCUAUGCACAGUGGAUCUCACAAAGGACUUCUUUUUCAGCUACUCCUAUCAUGUCAUGCGUAGUCUUCAAAGGAACUUACGUGAAAAUGAAACAGGACAGUCCCUCUAUGAAACAAUGUUCGUUUGGAAUGAGUUCCUAACUCAUGGGAUUCGAAAUCACCUGAAAAAUACACUCUGGACAGUUGCAUUAGUAUAUGGUUUCUUUAAACAGGUCAAACUUUCGGUAUCUGGCAGGGACUUCAAGUUGACACUUAUUGCCAGACGAUCACGUCAUUAUGCUGGCACAAGAUAUUUAAAAAGAGGUGUGAACGAGAAGGGCCGAGUGGCUAAUGAUGUUGAGACAGAACAGAUUGUGUUUGAAGAUGUUCCUGAAGGUUGCCCCGUGCAAAUAAGCUCUGUUGUGCAGAACCGGGGUUCCAUCCCCCUUUUCUGGUCCCAGGAAACCUCGAGAUUGAAUAUUAAACCCGACAUCAUCUUAUCAAAAAAGGACGUGAAUUAUCAAGCCACAAGGCUUCACUUUGAAAAUCUUGUUAAAAGAUAUGGAAAUCCAAUAAUUAUCUUGAAUUUGAUUAAGACACGUGAGAAAAAGCCCCGAGAAACCAUUCUUCGUGCAGAGUUUGCAAAUGCUAUUAAACUUAUAAAUAAAGAUUUAGCUGAGGAGAAUCACCUAAAGUUCCUUCACUGGGAUCUAAAUAAACACUCUAGAAACAAAGCUACCAAUGUUUUGGUACUUCUAGGCAAAGUGGCUGCUUAUGCAUUGAACUUCACUGGAAUCUUCUACUUUCAAGUGAUACCGCCCUUAAGGCCUGGACUAUUGCUAAAUGAACCUUUUUUUGAGAAAAAUGUUUGUGGUGAGUGGUCUCUGAACUCCUCUUGCAAUAAAAUUGAGGAUGCUGAUAAUUUGGAGAAGGACAUCAGCAAUUGUAGCAGUAACUCGAGUGGUGACUGUUCUGUAAAGAAUCUUUCUUAUAGAAAUGAGGAUGUUGAUAUCCUAGAAUCUGAAGUUAGGAAUGCUAGUAGUGGUGCGAUUAGAAAUUUCUCUUUUAAGCCCCCAAUGUUCCAAAAGGGAGUCCUGAGGACCAAUUGCAUAGACUGUUUGGACCGCACAAAUGUUGCCCAAUAUGCAUAUGGUUUGGUUGCUCUUGGACGUCAGCUGCAUGCUUUAGGAUUAAUAGAUGUCCCACAGAUUGAUCUUCACUCUACCUUGGCGGAUGAUUUGAUGAAGCUUUAUGAGACAAUGGGUGACACACUUGCGCUACAAUAUGGUGGAUCUGCAGCCCAUAAUAAGAUAUUCUCUGAGAGAAGAGGUCAAUGGAAAGCAGCAACCCAGUCCCAGGAGUUCUUUAGAACUCUACAACGGUACUACAGUAAUGCCUACAUGGAUGCUGAGAAACAAGAUGCCAUUAAUGUGUUCUUAGGAUAUUUCCAGCCACAAUUGGGUAAACCAGCAUUAUGGGAACUAGACUCAGAUCAGCAUUACAAUGUUGGUAGGCCUGGUUCUUAUUUUGCUGAUGAAAAUCAAAGGUUGGUUUUCAAAAGAUCGCUUUCAGACGGCAAUAUUCUAUGUGAAAGCAACUCACCUAUGGUAACCUCAGAUGUUAAAAAGAAAGAGCUGCCUUCGGCUGAAAAGGGGCAAGGAGGGUUCAAGGGUCUUUCAGAGUCCACACCUGAGAUAUCGACCUGUGAAACUGAUCUUUCUUAUUCCAGGUAUACCCCCUCCAUGUCACAGAGGAUUCUUUUCGCAGAAGCGCAUCUGGAUCGAUGUCUUGACAGUGAUCACAUCUGUUUCAAUGAGCAUGGCAAUGCAUGUAACUGCUCAAACUUUCUUGAUGUAGACUGGCUUUCUUCAUCUGGAAAUUCAUGUGAAGAAGAAACAUAUGAAAGGUCUACUCUCAUAAACUCUCCCUUUCCUGGGCUGUCAUCUGAUAGUGUUGUGAAUGGGCUAAGCAUCGACACUUCCACAACCGCAAGUGAGUCCAGCUCCAGCAUUAAGCUUGCAGCACAGAAUUCUGAUGCUGUUGCUGAAUUUUCUGAUACCUUCGUGCGCUGGGUAACUCAUGGCGAGAUGCUGUUCUAUUGAAGUUUUACGUAAAUUAUUUUUGUUCGAAAUCCAUUAUCUAUUCCCAUCAUUAUAUGAUUCCGCCCAUCCAAAGGAUGUGCACCCCAUCCAGAGAAUAAACAGCAAGAGAGAACCACCAAAGCAUAGUUCCGGCGUUUGCGUCAAAGACACAGCCCCUCAAGAAAGGUAUUGUGUAAGGUGACGUAAAUUCACUGCAUUUCUCGGCCACUAGGGCAUGAUACAAGAGUACCAAGUAAAUAGAAACAGCUAAUUCUUUAAGGAGAUCCUUCAAGUUCUUCAACCCAAUUCUCCUUCCCCUCCCCCUUCCAAACUCCAGAUUUUUCAAUCUCUGUAAAUAUUUCAUAAAUAUGUUCACUUAGUUGGAGGCGGCCCAUUUAUUCAACGGUUUUAGGUUCUCGUUUUCUUCUCAUCUUUUAUUAUAUUUAUUUAUUUAUUUAUUUCA